Messenger RNA from Antechinus flavipes (yellow-footed antechinus), 5855 nucleotides. RefSeq names its product zinc finger protein OZF-like. NCBI's taxonomy places the organism in Eukaryota, Metazoa, Chordata, Mammalia, Dasyuromorphia, Dasyuridae. The transcript has 3 exons. The record is from RefSeq and is a predicted model, not a curated record. Gene Ontology annotation, biological process: regulation of transcription by RNA polymerase II. Bases 3905 to 5329 code for a protein of 474 amino acids. Gene Ontology annotation, molecular function: DNA-binding transcription factor activity, RNA polymerase II-specific; RNA polymerase II cis-regulatory region sequence-specific DNA binding.
UUUUUCUGUUAUCUGGGUAGUUUGUGUUUUUACAAAUAUUCAUUCAUUCACUUAGAUCAUCAGUUUUACUGUCAUAUAGACAAAAUAACUCCUAAUAAUUGCUUUAAUUUCAUCUUUAUUAGUGGUGCAUUCAUCCUUUUCAUUUUUCAUUCUAGUAAUUUUUUUUUUCAUUUAUUAGCAAGUUCUGUAUUGUAGGUAAAUAUAUAGUUCUAGGGCAUUAUAGCAAAAAUGAACAGCAACAGUUGAUCCAAGCUUCAAUGUGGAUGACCUGCCUGCUAAGAGUUGUAUGUUACUUGAAGUAAACUGAUAAUUUUUUUUUGCCACGAACUGGAAAUUAGUUAUAGAGAUCUACAAAGGAACUUUUAAGGAAGUUUAGCUAUCCAUAGUAUAAGUCUGUUGCUAUGUAAUUCCUUCCCCCUCCCCCCAACGACAUAAAAAGAAAUUGAAGCAAUAAGAUUGGCAACAGGGAACAAAACUAUCACGUUUUUGCAGAUAUAAUGGUUUACUUAAGAGAACCCUAAAGAUACAACUAAAAGUUAAUUGAAACAAUAAACAACUUCAGCAAAGUUUCAGUUUACAAAAUUCAGUUACAAAAUUACAACAUCAUUACCAUUUCUUUAUUUCACCAACAAAACAUAGCAGCAAGAGAUCGAAAGAAAAAUUCCAUUUAAAGUAACUGCAGGAAGUAUGAAACACUUGGAAGUCUCCCUGCCACGACACACAGAAGAUCAUGGAAGGUAAAAGGGAUAAUAUUUAUUAAGUUAAAUUAAAAUAUUUUUGCAUAAUUUCAAUGUUGUGCAAUAUAGCCAAAAUGAGAAUAAGAAAACUGGGGAAAUAAUUUUUACAACACAUUUUUUCUGAUAAAGGCCUUUUUUCUCAAAUAUAUAGGAACUGGCACAAAUAUAUAAAUGUAAGAGUCGUUCCCCAAUUGAUAAAUUAAACUGACAUGUUAACACAAAAGGUUACAGAAUUGUGACGAAUUACUAGCAAGAAAAAAUGUUUUACAUGUUACCAGUUUUAUUUUGUGUACUGAAUUUUAUGGGUUAUAUUAUGGUUAUUGAGAUAAGAAAAGUAUAUUUUGUUAAAUUUUUUUGUUUUGUUAUUUUGUUAAAAAGAAUUGUAUGCCGAAAAAUAUAUUUUCAGUAAUCUCUAGUGAAAGAUCAUAGUUUUUGGUGGUUGCAGAAACUUAUUUUUCCUAAGUUCACUGUGGUGACAUUCAUGUUUUUUACUUUUAUUCUGUUUCUAGGAAUGUUACCUAUGUCAUACAGAUAUAUUUCUAAGAAUGUUAGCCUGUGAAAGUUGAGGAUUGAUCCUAACAGAUAUUCUGCUGCUGGAAGCCCUUUCCAUUUGGCCCAUACUACCCUUCUGAUCUCUUGGCCAGCCCCUCGCCCAGGCAGUGACGGGCAGACGUCUCCCCCUCUGGGAUCCUUCUCCUUCCCUUGUUCCACCUGAGGAGGGCAUGGCUCCUGGACCCCAAAGAUUCUCAUGGCAGGUGAGUGAAGUGGCUUGACUUGCAGUAUAGCAAAAGCACUUCAUUGGCCAGAUAGAGGAGGCAAUGGAGUAGGGGCCAUCCUCUUAGCAAACUAUUGUGAUACUCCAAGGAAUAGAUGGUGAGGGUCUGUGCCAGGGUUGGUGCAACAUCAGAGAAGAGAAGCUAGUUUAUUGGGGGAAUGUUAUAAAAGUGAAAUGAAUAGGUAUUAGCACUAGACUGGAUAAGGGACAAGGAAAGACAGGAGUCAAAUUUCACAUCUGAAUUAGGAACUCCAGCGAUUGGGUGGUUGCUGCUGCCCUUAACAGUAAUAGGGAUGGUAGGGGGGAGAGGGUGAAUCUUAACAGAACGGGGUAAUAAAUUACAUUUUGGAUAUGUUGAAUUUAAAAUAUCCACUGAUAUGUCUGAAAGGAAGUUGAGAUCAGAGAUGACUCACAUUAUUAAUUUUUUAAAAUCACAUCAACUUUUAAAUUAAAAUAAGAGGUAAGAUGUUCAGAUGAGACUGGGUGUCAGUAGUUAAUACAUAUUUAUUGUGUUUAUGAUACAUCAGGCAUAUCAUAAGGGCUAAUUCAGAUCCCCCAAAACAAAGACAGUCUCUAACCUCACAGAGCUUACACUCCCAUGGAGAGGGGAAGCCAACAUACAAAAAGAAGCCCAUGGAGGUCAGAGAUAACCCAGCAAACACUGAGGCACGGUGGGGAAGGCAGAAGCCCCAGAGUGGAGCAGCCAGAUGGGAGGUGAAGUAUCUGAGCUCAGCCCUGUCCUCCAGUGGAAGUCUGGAGUUUGUGGCCCCAUCCUCCACCAGAGAAGCUGCAGGUAGUGAUGAGGUGGAGUGCUAAAGCUGCCGGGAUGUCCCCACAGGGAGCCUCCUGGGGAAUGGUGGAGAUGGCCUACAGGCAAGUCCAGAGUUAGUAUGGUGAGAUCCUCAUCUGGUGAGAAUCGAGCUUUUUCCCGAAAGGAAAUUUGCAGCUUGUGACCUCACCCCAUGGUGGUGAAGGAUGCACAUGGAAGGUUUGAGAAGGAAGCUAGAGAGUCAAUUAGACAGGAAGCAUCUGUGCUCCAGUUUUCUCCUGUAAAUUGAUGAGAGUUGGACUAGAAGAGUUCUGAAUCUCAGCUCUAAGUCUUGUGAAUUUUGAUGGUUAGGAGUCCCUGACAUUCAAGGAUGUGGCUGUGGACUUCACCCAGGAGGAGUGGAGCCUCUUGGACCGUUCUCAGAAAGAGCUCUACAAGGAAGUCAUGCUGGAAAACUCCCAGAACCUGCUCUUCCUGGGUAAGCACACCUCCCCGAGGAACUCUGAAUUGGCUGUCACAGGAGUAGUGUGGGGGUUUGGAUAUUUGCCGUUUAUUAGCAAGUAAAAGGGGUGGGUUCUCCUGCUGCUUGGUUUUCUUGACAAAAAGUCUUUGUGUUUUGUGAUAGGAAGCUGGGAUUUUCUUUUCCUACUCCUGAAGUUGUCUCUUUCCUAUUUCAAGUAACUUCAGGUUACAAAACAAACGGGUUAUGGAGCCUGAGACUUGGAAAUAAUCUCAGAGAUUAUGCCACGUAGGCCCUGCCUGGAAAAUGGAUUUUGUCUGCAGGCUCUCGGCAAACGACUCGUGCACCUUUUCCUUGAAGAAGGGCAGUGAAGGGACCAACAAGGUCACUCCUCCCUUGGGAUGGGUCAAGUCUUAAAGUUGGCUGUUAUUAACAAACAUAAAUCCCUAGUCCUAGUUGGCUUUGUAUAUCUUGGUUUUUCCUUCAUUCUUCUCCAAAUUCUAGCACAGAUAGCACAAAAGGAAGGAACAAGCAUUUACAUAGUCCUAUCAUAUGCCUGGUGCUGCUCUAGGUGCUGAUCCUUACAAUGCUGUCAUUUGGCUGAUGAACCUAAAGAAACAAAUUCAGUGACUUGUUCAGGGAUAUGCGGCUCCUACGUGUCUAAGGCUCAGUUGGAGCUGAGUCUUCCUGAUCUCCUGCCUGGCUCUCCCACUACUGAGCUUGUAAUGGGCUCCUGGUUCUAGAUCAUGGAAGCCAUAGGAUGUGAUUAUGUUUCUGUGAAGGAGGCAAAGACAGAAUUUUCUUAUUCCCAUUUAGCUCUAUGAUUGCACCCAUCCCUUCCUCCCUGCCUCCAGCCCCAAGACCCCAACAAUAAACUUCCUGGAGUCCUGGAACCCUCCUGAGGUCCUUGCUUGCAUUUCCCCUUUCCCUAAAGAGAGCUGAAGUGUACAUUUCUCUCCAUCAUCACUCCUUAUUCCCCGUGCCAAGGAAUUCCAGUUCUCAGAGAAGAGUUGGUCUCCCACUUUGAGGAAAGGGAAGCAUCGUGGAUCCUGGAUCAAAUAGACCUGAGGAACCUCUGUCCAGAUGUUGAGACAAGAUCUGAAGUGAAUGAGACUCCUGCAGAGUUAAGCAUUUCUGUGGGAAAAUUUCAUCAGCAAAGGUUGAUGACUGAUGGGCCCUGUGACUUUAAUUUGAGAGAAAUCUGUGAUUUGGAUAUCAAGAUAGAGAAAGACCUAAAUAAUCACUAUGAAUUUGGUAAAGAUAGAAAAGGUUUCAGACAAUAUUCAGCCUUAAUUCAGUGUAAAAAAAUGACUUCAGGAAAUGAAUGUUUUCAAUUCAGUGAAGAAAGGGAAUGCUUUCCUGAAAAGGUUAGUCUUAUGCAAGCUUCUGAGAAGCUUUCUGAAAUGCAAAUGUAUCAAGGGAACCAAAGGGAAAUGGCCUUCAGUUUGACUAAAGACCUCAUUAGACCUCAGAAAAAUUAUACUGGGAAAAUGGUUUAUAUAUUUAAUGAAGAUAGGAAGACCUUUAGCCAGAACUCAAAGCUCAUUGGCCAACAUAAGAUUCACAUUCCAGGGAAACCUUAUGAAUGUAAUCAUUGUGGAAAGGCUUUCACAAAUAGGUCCAGUCUUGCUAUACAUGAGAGAAUCCACACUGGAGAAAAACCUUAUGAUUGUACUCAAUGUGGAAAGACUUUCAGAACGAGAUCCAGUCUUAAUGAACAUCAGAGAAUCCACACUGGAGAAAAACCUUAUAACUGUAAUCAAUGUGGAAAGUCUUUCAGACAGAGCUCCAGUCUUUAUCUUCAUCAAAGAAUUCACACUGGAGAAAAAACUUAUGAAUGUAUGCAAUGUGGAAAAACUUUCACAAAAAGAUCCACUCUUGCUAACCAUCUGAGAAUCCACACUGGAGAGAAACCUUAUGACUGUACUCAAUGUGGAAAGACUUUCAGAACGAGAUCCAGUCUUAGUGAACAUCAGAGAAUCCACACUGGAGAAAAACCUUAUAAAUGUAAUCAGUGUGGAAAGACUUUCAGACAGAGCUCCAGUCUUUACCUCCAUCAAAGAAUCCAUACUGGAGAGAAAACUUAUGAAUGUAAUCAGUGUGGAAAGACUUUCACAAAAAGAUCCACUCUUCACAUACAUCAGAGAAUCCAUUCUGGGGAGAAAAUUUAUGAUUGUGAUCAGUGUGGAAAGGCUUUCCCAGAUAGGGCCAAUCUGACUAACCAUGUAAGAAUCCACACCGGAGAGAGACCUUAUCAAUGUAAUUAUUGUGGAAAGGCUUUUACACAGAACUCCAAUCUUGCUAACCAUCUGAGAAUUCACACUGGAGAGAAACCCUACGAGUGUAAUCAAUGUGGAAAAGCUUUUACACAGAACUCUAGUCUUGCUGUGCAUCAGAGAAUCCACACUGGAGAGAAACCCUACGAAUGUAAUCAGUGUGGCAAGACUUUCAGACAGAACUCCAGUCUUGUUGUACAUCAGAGAAGCCACACUGGAGAGAAACCUUUUGAAUGUAAUCAUUGUGGAAAGACUUUCAGACAGAGGGCUUCACUUACUCAACAUCAGAGAAUUCACACUGGAGAGAAAUAAUAGGAAUAUAAUCACUGUAGGAAGGCUUUCAAACAUCUCUAGUUUUCCUCUUCAUUGGGGAAUCCAAACUGGAAAGAAACCUUAUGAAUGUAAUUAGUGUGACAAAGCUUUUAAGUAACAGUCAUCCCUAAUUUUCAUUAGAAAAUUCCUAUAAGAUAGAAAUUUUAUCACCAUAAUUAAUGAGGAAAGAUAUUCAAAUGGAGUAUAGAGCUUGUUCAACAUCAGAAAAUUAAUUCUGAAAGGAUGCUCUAUAUGGACUAAAUGGAGAUAGGCUUUCAUUCAGAGAGCAUCUCUUAAUUUAUAUCAGAAGAUUCAUUUUUGGAGAGAAAUUGUACACAUUUCUUCAAUGGGAACAUGAUUUUGUUUGAUAGAAAGAUCACUAGAUAUUAGAAUAUUCAUGCUGGAAGGAAGAUUUAUAAAAGCAAUACCUUUUGUCAUUGUCAAGGCCUAUACAUAAGAAUUCAUGUUUCAUUACAAAUUGGAGAAAUCAUUCUGGAAAUAAAACUUACAGAUCUGAGUAGUGAGA